UCCCCAAAGCUUUGAACGGAGCUGCAGCCUCUCAGUGCUGGACGGCAUCUGGGAGAGAUGGAGGCAGCUCCGAGCCCAGAGAGCGCACAGCCCCGCAGCAUCUCACCCCACGCUUAGCGAGGACUUACCUGCCGGUACAGCUUCCCCUCCGCACGAUUACAAGAAUGACUGUGUCGAUUUUUGUCUAGUUUGAUGUCACUGUUUGGGUAUUGGGUAUGUGCUUCAAGGGGUCUAUAGAUUCUAAUGAAGAAGACUAACAAUGAGGAGGCCCAGUUGUACUCUAGAGUCUGGAAGCUUGAACAGCUUGAAGUGCAUGUUGGCUGAUUUGUUUCACAAGACAAAAUAAUAAGUCAAGGAAAUAGGUGACCCAUAGUUCCGGUUGGUGACAUAGGCACACAACUUUUUGGUGGGAGUUCACUAAAGUGUUGGGAAAAUUAUGACAUCAGCAUCUAAAGGAAUUUUACGGCCAUUUUUAGCUGUCAGCGGAGUGUUGAUCUGCUUCAUGAUAUGUUUACUGAUAUAUGUCAAACCAACAAACAACUGGAUCUCCAGUCCAAUCGAAUCAGCACAUUCAGUCCUUAAAAUGAAGAACUUUUUCUCCUCUAAACAGAAUUAUUACAAUGAAACAGUCGUUUUAAUUUGGGUGUGGCCUUUUGGACAGACGUUUGAACUGAAAUCCUGCCAGACGCUGUUUAAUAUUCAUGGGUGCCAUCUUACUACUGACCGCACACUGUACAACAAAUCUCAUGCUGUCCUUAUUCACCAUAGGGACAUUAGCUGGGAUCUCACUAACCUGCCCCUACAGUUAAGGCCCCCUUUUCAGAAAUGGAUUUGGAUGAAUCUGGAAUCGCCAACACACACACCACAAAAAAGUGGCAUUGAGCACCUAUUUAACCUGACUCUAACUUACAGGCGUGACUCGGACAUUCAGGUGCCAUAUGGCUUCAUGGUUGUGAGCACAAAACCAUUUGAGUUCGAGGUGCCAAGCAAAGACAAGUUUGUCUGCUGGGUUGUUAGCAACUGGAACCCAGAACAUGCUAGAGUCAAAUAUUACAAUGAACUUAACAAAUACAUUGAAAUCAUAACUUACGGGCAAGCUUUUGGAGAAUACUUGAGUGAUAAAAGCCUGCUUCCAACUAUUUCAUCUUGCAAAUUUUACCUGUCAUUUGAAAAUUCCAUUCACAAAGAUUAUAUAACAGAGAAACUUUAUAAUGCAUUAUUGGCUGGAUCUGUGCCCAUUGUGUUGGGUCCACCUAGAGAAAACUAUGAGAACUACAUUCCAGCAGAUUCCUUCAUCCACGUGGAAGAUUUUCUCUCUCCAAGAGAAUUAUCCGAUCACCUUUUAAUGCUGAACAAAGAUACAGAACAGUACCUGAGCUAUUUCAAUUGGAGGAAACAUUUUACAGUCAGUAUGCCACACUUCUGGGAAUCCCAUGCAUGCCUAGCCUGUGACCAUGUUAAAAGACAUCAAGAAUACAAAUCAGUUGGGAAUCUAGAGAAGUGGUUCUGGAACUAAACCACAAGAUUUUACUAAGGCAAAUUGAAGGGAGGAAAAAUAAAAUCUACCACCGUUUCAGUG
Messenger RNA from Xenopus tropicalis (tropical clawed frog), 1579 nucleotides. It is a transcript of the gene fut9, whose product is annotated as fucosyltransferase 9 (alpha (1,3) fucosyltransferase). Gene Ontology annotation, cellular component: Golgi apparatus; Golgi cisterna membrane; membrane. The coding region runs from base 437 to 1516 and encodes 359 amino acids. NCBI's taxonomy places the organism in Eukaryota, Metazoa, Chordata, Amphibia, Anura, Pipidae. Gene Ontology annotation, biological process: glycoprotein biosynthetic process. The record is from RefSeq and is a predicted model, not a curated record. The transcript is spliced from 5 exons. Gene Ontology annotation, molecular function: glycosyltransferase activity; alpha-(1->3)-fucosyltransferase activity; 4-galactosyl-N-acetylglucosaminide 3-alpha-L-fucosyltransferase activity.